UGGCGAGCCCCAAGGUGCCUUCUUGCAGAGCUGGCUGACUGCGACCCCUCAUCAGGGGCCUCGCCCCACUCCCAGCUGAGCACUGUCACCCCAGAGGACCUGGGGCUUCUGGAGGAAGGGCUGGCCAGCCCUGAGCCCUUGAGUCUGGAGGAGGUCUCGGAGAGGUAUGAGUCCAGCUGUCCGGCAUCCACUGCUUCCAUUCUGGAACAGGACACCCCCAAGCGCUGGAAGCAGCUGGAGCAGUGGGUGGCUGACCUGCAGGCCGAGGUGGUGUCCCUGCGGGGACACAAAGCCCGCUGUGAGCGUGCCACGCUGCUGCUGCUGCGGGAGCUUCUGCAGGUGCGGGCUGGCCUGCAGCUGCAGGACUCAGAGCUCAAGAAGCUGCAGCAGGAGGUGCAGCAGGUGGCUCAGGCCCCCGAGAAGGAGGCCCUCCAGUUCCCCGGCCUGAAGAGCCAGAACCAGAACCAGAUGCAGGCCCUGGACAAGAGGCUGGUGGAGGUCCGGGAGGCCCUGACCCAGAUCAGGAGGAAGCAGGCACUCCAGGACUCUGAGCGGAAGGGCGCCGAGCAGGAGGCCAGCCUCAGGUUGGCUGAGCUGACCGGGAAACUGAAGCAGGAGGAACGGGACCGAGGGGUAGCCUGCGGAGCCCUGCAGAAGAGCCAGGAGGAGGCCAGCCAGAGGGUGGACCAGGAGGUGGCCAGGAUGCAGGCCCAGAUGACCAAGCUAGGGGAGGAGAUGAGCCUCCGCUUCCUCAAGAGGGAAGCCAAGCUAUGUGGCUUCCUGCAGAAGAGCUUCCUGGCCCUUGAGAAGAGGAUGAAGACCUCAGAGAGCGCGCGGCUGAGGGCAGAGAGCGGCCUGCGGGAGGAGCUGGAGAGCUGGUGGCAGCAGCUCCAGGAGCUGGAUGCAAAGCGUGUGCAGGCCCUGCGGGGACAGUGCCAGCAGGAAGAAUGCCACCUCCUGGAACAGUGCCGGGGCCUGGACAAGGCAGUGAUCCAGCUGACCAAGUUCGUGCAGCAGAACCAGGUGUCCCUGAACCGUGUCCUACUGGCCGAGCAGAAGGCCUGGGAUGCCAAAGGGCACUUGGAGGACAGCAGGGCCGGGGAGCUGGCUACCUACCUGCAGGAGAGCCUGGAGGCCAUGCAGCUGGCCAGCGAGCUGGCCCAGCAGGAGACACACAGCGCCCUGGAACUGCUCCGAGAGAAGAGCCAGGCCCUGGAGGCGUCUGUGGCUGAGCUGGUCAGGCAGGUGAAGGACAUGAGUGACCACUUCCUGGCCCUGAGCUGGAAGCUGGACCUGCAGGAGCAGACGCUGAGCCUGCGGCUGCACAAGGCACAGAAUGAGUGGGAAGUCGCAGAGAAGAGAUCUCGGGAAAGCCUGGCCCGGAGUCGAGAGGAGGCUGAGGCGCACCUGCGAGAGGUGCAGAAGAAAGUGGACAGCCUGCCCCGGCAGAUAGAGGCUGUUUCCGACAAGUGUGUCCUUCACAAGAGUGACUCCGACCUCAAGAUCUCCACCGAGACCAAAGCCAGAAAGUUCGAGGUUGAGGCCAUCCGGCAAGAGCUGGCCUCUCUUCUGUCCUCUGUGCAGCUGCUCAGAGGGGGCAACCCCGGGCGGAAGAUUGCCGAGAUCCAGGGCAAGCUGGCCACGGUACCCCUGGGCCCCUAGGU
Camelus dromedarius (Arabian camel) is the source of this 1664-nucleotide messenger RNA. RefSeq names its product coiled-coil domain-containing protein 154. The annotation marks the transcript as partial. The record is from RefSeq and is a predicted model, not a curated record. Gene Ontology annotation, biological process: bone mineralization involved in bone maturation. The transcript is spliced from 13 exons. NCBI's taxonomy places the organism in Eukaryota, Metazoa, Chordata, Mammalia, Artiodactyla, Camelidae.